AUGGCGAGCACCGAAGAUAAAGCGGCCAACAAGGAGAACGUGUCCAGCUGGAAGGACUCCAUCUACAAUCCCAGGACCGGGGAGCUGCUGGGUCGCACGGCCAGCAGCUGGGCCCUGAUCCUGUUGUUCUACCUGGUUUUCUACUGUUUCUUGGCUGGUAUGUUCGCCCUGACCAUGUGGGUGAUGCUGCUGACUCUGGAUGACUAUGUGCCGAGAUACAGAGACCGUGUUCCCCAUCCAGGGUUGGUGAUUCUACCAAAUUCAUUGGAUAUCACAUUCAACAAAUCUGACUCGCUCAAGUAUGCAUUGUACGUCCAACACCUGGAGUCCUUCCUGCAAAGAUAUAAUGAUACAGAGCAGGAGAAGAACGAGGAAUGCCCUCAAGGAGAGUAUUUUCUGCAGGACAAUACAGAGGAAAUGACAAAGAAAGCUUGUCGCUUCAAGAGAGGCUCCCUGAGUUUUUGCUCUGGCCUUUCUGAUACCACUUUUGGAUAUUCUGAGGGAAAGCCCUGCGUGCUUCUGAAAAUGAACAGGAUCAUUGGCCUGAAGCCCCGUGGGGAGCCCUACAUCAACUGCACCGUAAAAAGAGACAUCCCAAUUCAAAUGCAGUAUUUCCCUGGUGAGGGGCGUAUUGAUAAGAUGUAUUUCCCCUACUACGGCAAGAAAGCUCAUGAGAGUUACGUUCAGCCCCUGGUGGCAGUGAAGCUGCUGCUCACCAAGGAGGAUUACAACAAGGAGCUGCCAGUGGAGUGCAGGGUAGAGGGCUCCGACAUCCGCAACAAUGACGAGCGAGAUAAGUUCCUGGGCCGAGUCACUUUCAGGAUCAAGGUGGUCGAGUAAAAGAGAAGACGGCCAGUAAAAGGAAAGCCGGUGCAGAGGUUGCCCACGUCUGCUAAGGAUUUAUGUUUAAAGAUUUAAAAAAAAAGGAAGGAAGUGUCAAAUACGUCACAAAGACUGCUUUUUGGGAUGUGGCCAAAACGUUUGAUGCAGAUGAGUUUGGCUUCCAGUAGAAGAGCCAGUUACAGAUAUCGAAUGUUGCUUUGAUGACAUUUCUGACCCUUCUUUCCUUCAUGAUUCCUUGCUGACCUCCUCAAAGAUCCCCAGAACAAGACACAGGCUCUGCUCCUGACCAACCAUCCAUCCUUUCAUUUGUUCACCUGUUGCACUGUUCAUUCCUCACUCAGUUUAUUUUUGUUUGUUUUUUUUUAGAAUUGAUGUGAUUAGGUAACUUAUAGCCAUUGCAACCAAGCCAUCUGGAGCUAUUGUGUAGUUGCUGGUACAGAUUUUUUAUUUAAUGUUUUUUUUUUAGAUUUUCCUGCUUUCAGGAAGGGAGUGUUGUUUUCAUCUUUCCAAACUGUAUGAACGACUGUAUUAUCGCUGAUGUUGAGAGGAUUUUUAUCUUGCUGUAUAGUAUAUGUGAGAAAGUAGAACAUUUGCAACACAUCUCCAGAGUAUUCACAUUAUCACAUCACAAAGACUUCAUAGGAACGUACCUUGAUAAUCAAGUAUAGCUACUGUAUCCCUGUAUAUGAAAUGCCAAUUACAAAGUCCCUUUCUACAUAUAAAUACAUUGUGAUCCUUACCAUAUUUAGGGAAUUAUAGAUAGAUCUUUGUGUUGUGGUCUGCAUAGCCACAACCCAGUCUUGUGCUGUCUGUCUGUCUGUCUGCAUGUCCGUCUGUCCGUCUGCCCGUCUUCCUGUUUACUCACCUCUCCACUGCAAUAGCCAACAUGUGGGUGAGCCCUCCAGGACUAGAUAAGUUGUCUCGCUUCACCUCGCGGGGUGCUGCGUGUUGAUGGUGGCUGAGGCGACACACACACAAAGAAGGUACAGUGUAAAAAUUGCUUUUAAGGCGGAGAGGUGCUGGAAAAGCGUUGCAAAAAUAAAAAGUUCACUGUAACUAUGUACUGUAUAUCUUUACGUGAUCUGUAUAUCUAUCUGGGUCUCAAAGAUUGUUUGUUAGUUUACUCUCUUCUUCAGCCUGUUGAUCUGAUUGUCUGCCGAUCUAUUACUCUUCAAUGUAUAUAUAUAUACACUAUCUACCAUAUUUACUUAAUUCACACUGUAUUUUUGUCACAAAACACAAUGUCUGUGCACUGUAAAGAAAUAAUUUAAGCAAAGAUUUACAGGAAAUUAUCUUAUUCAAAGCUAUGUUUACACAGUCUUAAAAGGACC
Molecule: messenger RNA, 2174 nt
Organism: Xiphias gladius (swordfish)
Lineage: Eukaryota; Metazoa; Chordata; Actinopteri; Istiophoriformes; Xiphiidae
Gene: atp1b3a
Product: ATPase Na+/K+ transporting subunit beta 3a
Exons: 7
Coding region: 1-840 (279 amino acids)
Biological process (GO): intracellular potassium ion homeostasis; sodium ion export across plasma membrane; intracellular sodium ion homeostasis
Cellular component (GO): sodium:potassium-exchanging ATPase complex
Molecular function (GO): ATPase activator activity
Source: RefSeq, a predicted model, not a curated record